GCCGACCUGGGCUAGUAGGCCUCAGGGAGAACUCCAAUGGCGUCUGUGUCAGCACGCCCACACCAGGCCACAACAAUGGCCGCCGCCAAUAUCCCAGUCCCUGGAGAUGUCUCACCCCUCACCGAGAUGCACUCAGGACCUAUUAGGUUCAUCAUGACGGAGAAGUGGGACUCAAACUCUUCAGAAAACUCGCAUCACAUUUGGAGUGUCAAUGACACAAAGCACCAUCUGAACUCAGAAAUUAAUAUUUUCUAUGUGAACUACUAUCUUUACGAGCCUCAAGUGGCAGCAAUCUUCAUUAUUUCCUACUCUCUGAUCUUCUUCCUGUGCAUGGUGGGAAAUACAGUGGUUUGCUUUAUUGUCAUUAGGAACAAACAUAUGCAUACAGUCACUAAUCUCUUCAUCUUGAACCUGGCAAUAAGUGAUUUACUAGUUGGCAUAUUCUGUAUGCCUGUCACGCUGCUGGACAAUAUUAUUGCAGGAUGGCCAUUUGGAAGCACAAUGUGCAAGAUUAGUGGAUUCGUCCAGGGAGUAUCGGUUGCGACUUCCGUCUUUACUUUAGUUGCAAUCGCAGUGGACAGGUUCCGCUGUGUUGUUUACCCUUUUAAACCAAAGCUCACUAUCAAAACUGCAUUUGUCAUUAUUGUGAUCAUCUGGGUCCUGGCCAUCGCCAUUAUGUCUCCAUCUGCAAUAACGUUACAUAUUCAAGAAGAUAAAUAUUUCCGAGUGAAACUCGACUACCAGAAUAAAACCAGCCCAGUCUACUGGUGCCGAGAAGACUGGCCAAAACAAGAAAUGAGGAAGAUCUACACCACUGUGCUGUUUGCCAACAUCUACUUGGCUCCCCUGUCUCUCAUCGUCAUCAUGUAUGGAAGGAUUGGAAUUUCACUCUUCAAGGUGUCAGUGCCCCACACAGGGAAGGAAAACCAGGAACAGUGGCACCUGGUGUCCAAGAAGAAGCAGAAGGUCAUUAAGAUGCUCCUGAUUGUGGCCUUGCUUUUCAUUCUCUCCUGGCUGCCCCUGUGGACUCUGAUGAUGCUCUCAGACUAUGCUGACCUGUCUCCAAAUGAACUGCAGGUCAUCCAUGGCUAUGUCUACCCUUUUGCACACUGGCUGGCCUUUUGCAACAGCAGCAUCAACCCCAUCGUUUAUGGUUUUUUCAAUGAGAAUUUUCGCCGUGGUUUCCAAGAUGCUUUUCACCUCCAGCUCUGCCAAAAAAGAGCAACACCCAAGGAAGCCUACGCCCUAAGAGCUAAAAACAAUGUAGUCAUAAAUACAUCUUGUCAGUUAGCCCAGGAACCCACAAUUCAAAACCCACAUGAGAAAAAUUGGCUUUGCAGGAAAAGUGCUGAAAAACCCAAGCAGGAAUUAAUGAUAGAGGAAUUAGGAGAAGCUACCAAUAGCAAAGAGAUUUGACAAGAGCUAGUGUGAUGAUUUUCACUCUACUGUGUUGUAUAUUGAACUACUGUUGCUUUCUGUGGCUUUGCGCUUCAAUUCUUUCUAAGAAUAUUCUAAACAAAUAUGUACUGAAAGCUCUUUCUGGAAAAAAAAUAAACAAAAUGGUCUUAUGUUCAUAACCAAUCUUAUGGUAUAUAAAAAUAUGUACAGUAACUCAUAUAAAAAUUUGCCUGAAUAAAUCCAUUUUCUAGGAACAGUUUUCAAAGACUGACCUUUUCCAACUUAGCCAUUUGUGUAUGAGUCAAGCACACGUACUAUGUGUAUAGAUACACAUGCGUACACACACACACACACACACACCUAUUUUCCCCGAAUGGUGAUAAAUGGGCAGUUCUUUGCAUGAGAGUACAUUUUGUCAAUUCUUUCUUUGCUUUUGGAUUUGAAAUUUAGAUUACAGAAUUAUUUAUCUGUGCUUGUAAAAUGUACUUAGUUUUCUUAGAAAUAAGAACUGCAAUAGAA
This is a messenger RNA of Diceros bicornis minor, 1917 nucleotides long. RefSeq names its product neuropeptide FF receptor 2 (gene NPFFR2). Gene Ontology annotation, biological process: regulation of MAPK cascade; regulation of cAMP-dependent protein kinase activity; regulation of adenylate cyclase activity. The record is from RefSeq and is a predicted model, not a curated record. The coding region runs from base 37 to 1416 and encodes 459 amino acids. Gene Ontology annotation, molecular function: opioid receptor binding; neuropeptide receptor activity; peptide binding. The transcript is spliced from 4 exons. Gene Ontology annotation, cellular component: membrane. NCBI's taxonomy places the organism in Eukaryota, Metazoa, Chordata, Mammalia, Perissodactyla, Rhinocerotidae.